AUGCGAUAUUGGUCCACAGUGUCAGAGAGCAUGCUGACCUUGUUCCUCUCGAUCUCGGGCGGUGUCAGUUGGAUUGAAGCCCUAGAUCCCUUGAGAACCAUCUCAAGCCUUGCCGCUUUUGCCUUCAUCGCGUAUGUAUUUGUGUCAAUUUUUGCCAUUUUGAACGUUGUCACCGGUGUAUUCUGUCACCGUGCUAUCGAGAGUGCUCAAGCAGACAAGGAGAUAGCAAUCAUGAAACAAAUGGAAUGGAAAGAAAGUCAGCUACGAGCUUUAAAGGGCGUCUUCAUAGAAAUUGAUGAUGAUGGCUCAGAAACAAUCACCUCGAACGAGCUAGAGGCAGCCAUGAACAAGCCUGCACUGAUGCACCAAAUGGAAUCUAUGGACAUCUCAACCAGAGAUCUUCGAACACUCUUCAGGAUCAUGGACUCUGACGGCAGCGGCGAAAUUUCGUUUGAAGAGUUUAUUGAUGGUUGUAUGCAUCUUCAAGGAACUGCUCAGAGCCUUCAGGUUGAGGAUUUUCGGCGCGAGUUCCGGUUCUUGUGCAAAGACAUUGCAAAAAUAGGUUCAGAGCUCUCACAAGUGCGAAGGCAGCUCUCUUGGUCCUUAACGCCUAAGGCGAUCUAA
Molecule: messenger RNA, 624 nt
Organism: Cladocopium goreaui
Lineage: Eukaryota; Dinophyceae; Suessiales; Symbiodiniaceae
Source: the annotation of a GenBank genome assembly